GCGACUCGGGAGAGUGGGCAGAGAAAAUAAAACCGCUUUCUGAACCAGAUAGAAGCUCCGUACAUUUGUUUUACACUAUUCGUGUUGUGAAGUUUACAAUGGAGCUGUCAGGAGACCAGCUCAAAGUAGCUGAAGCACAACUGAGAAGAUACUUACCUCGGUCACAGCAGGUUUACGGUUUCCUGGUUCUCAGAAACCGUGUAAGAUCAGAUCCCGUCCAGGUUUUAGUGGACAAAUGGCCAUUGUUCAGCGUCAUUAUCUGCAGACCACAGAAUGAGCAGAACAGUGAUCACUUCAAAGACAUCCUGGUUUUUUCGAAAGAUGAAGCUAUUCUAGAAGAAAUCAUAAGAUGGCCUUCCGUAAUUGACUGGAGCAAGUAUAUUUGUCUGGGUAAUAGAAACGUACUAUAUUUCACCCUGUUAAAAGCUAGGUGGUCUCCCAUAGACCUACCUAACACAGAUCUAUCCCCCCUGAAUUGUGCUGUAAACUGGCAUUGACUUAAAAGUUGCUCUUUAAGUUCAAAGUCCUCCCAUGGCUCUGAUUAUGAAUUUGAUUUCACAAAGUUAUUGCAUGGCCUUUAUCUACUCACCUCAAUAGGUUAUGAGGACAAAGAUCAGAACCAAUGUCUAACACAGGCAAAGGUUUUUUAAAAAUGACAAUGGCCAACAAAAACCUUAUGUUUUCCUUUCCAGUAACAUCAGAUUUUUUAUUUAUCAUCUAUCAGACAAACGAGAAAGAAAAAUAUUGAGUUUUAACUCCUGUUUAAUGAUACUAACACACCAAUGCACAUAAAGUCCAACCCGUUUCUGCUUUUAUUGCUUGUGUGUAAGGGACCAGUCUGCCUAACAUGGAGAUCAUCAAAGCAGUGGCGUCAGAAAACAACGUGCCCAGCACCAAACUGGCAGUGUGCCGCAUGAUGACACUGGAGGACGUAUCUAAACUCCCCGCCACCGACUGGUAAAGCUAGCUCCACAGUACAUCCACGUAUUAAUCACAGGCUUUGGCUGGUCUUAACCUUUACAAAUGAAACAUUUCUUAAAUAAAAUGCACUAAAAAUCCAUGUGCUCUCUCCUGCACCAGCUCCGGGGUUUCGCUGGGCUCCUUGGAUGAGUCGCACCUUGGCUUGGUCAAUCAGACAUGGAAGUUUGGAAAGAAUGAGGGAGCUUCACGGAUGAUCCGCAAUAUGAUUGCAAACUUCCCCUCGUGCUGUGUGCUGGAUGCCGAUGGAAAGCCGAUAUCCUGGAUCUUAACCUAUGCGUCUUGUGCCAUGGGGAUGCUGUACACCAUGCCGGAGCACAGAGGGAGAGGCCACGCCAAAGUCCUCAUCCGCUGCAUGUCCCGGAGGCUCCGGGCUCAGGACUACCCGGUGUUCUGCUUCAUAGAGGAGGAGAACAGCGUCUCCUAUCAGCUCUUUAAGAACAUGGGCUUUACUGAAGCCCCCUCACACAGAGAAGCAUGGUUUGGAUUUAAUGACUCUGGAGUAUUUUAAUGGAAUGCAAAAUAUAUGUUUAAAAAUCCACCGGUUAGGUUAAAAAAAAUAUUCUUUUUUGUCAAAGAGUUUUUUGUUGAGUUUUGUUGCAAAGAAUAACAUCGAUCAGCAUGAGUAGUGACUCAGAUGUGGGGUUAAGCAGCCCUCUUACUGGAGUAUUUAAUAUCUUUACAGUAAACACUGCAUGUCAGCAGACCUCUACACACACAUCAUCUUUUUUCUGGUGAAGAACUCGGUGGAUGACUGGAUUUUUGCUCUGUGAAGUCUUCCAGGCGCAGCAACCAAGCUCUCCAGUAUUCAGACAUCAGCUCUGAGUUGAGCUGGUGAGCAUGGGCGGGCGAGCCAUCUUUGUAGGCCACAACAAUGAGUCCAUUUUCAACCUACAGAAGUUUUUAUCAUUAUUUAAGGCCCCAGCGUAGGCUGCCACUUGAACAGGGUUGUCGUAGGUGUUGCUCAAAAAGGGUUUGGGUUUUUCUGAGGUCUUCCAAUCAAUAACACAUAGUACGCCCCUGCAACGAGCUACACAAUCCACGAUUCCCAAGUAGUUCAACGUCUCGUGUUGCACAGUGCUUUCGAUGGCCCUCACUGCACCCACGUCCUCCAGUAUGUGAGAUAUGCUCUCCAUGUAGCCUUGCACUUCAGGUGGAUAUUCAGGGGUCUCUGAAGGAGCUGUUGCGGCCGAAGUCAUGUAGUCCUCCAGAGCUGAAUGGAAAUGCUUCCCUUGUCUAAAUAUAUUUCGGCUGUAUUCUUUGAAGCCCUCCUCUCCAAGUUCUGAGAUCAUCCUCCUCUUCCAUCUCUCCAGGUAGAAGAUCUGCUCUGGAGAAAGUGUCUGCUGAAGAACCCGCGUCACACUCGGUACAGAAGACCUACCCUGUCCCCGAUUUAACGGAAUCCGGACUGGGGUUUCUGGUUCUGGCUCUUCAAUUUCUGGAGUCCGUUCGUAGUCAAAGAAAGGAUGGGUAGUUUUGGGUACCCUCCUCUCAGUAUGUGUGGGCAUUUGAGCUUUAACUACAGGUCCAUAAAUGUGCUCGUCUUCUGCUUGGAGGGUCUCGGGAGUUUGGGAGCUAACCCUGGAUGACAUAACAGCUUUAACAAGAGAAGAGUAGCGUUCACUGUCGACUGAGCUGUAAGGACUGUUUCUUUUGGGAGAUAUCAGACAAGGGCAAGCAAAAAAGUGCAUCACGGGGAGGGAGGCGGUCUGUGGGGCAAUGAUGCCGCCAACAAACAAAACACGAUUCAGAAUGAACAUUCUGGUUAUUUUCACAAAACAAACUCAAAGGGCUAACCUUUUAACUCACUAACAGCAUAGAACUCUCGUAGUUUCGAGUUUGUGCAAACUAAAAACAAAAGUUUUGAAUUCGUUUAGCGCAGAUACUUGCCCUAACAUGUUCCAGUAAAUUUCGUCCAAGCAAACUCUAGUUUCUAAACGACUCGCCUUUUUGGUGGCACAAAUCCCUUACGGCUGGGACUUGAAGUUUCGAGCACGACCUAAUGGCUACAUUUGUCCCUGUAUAAACUACAAUACCCAUACGAAGCAGUGUAGCUUUUAAAUAUAUCCGUGUGGUCAUGGACUUGGAACUAUUAGGUGAGAAUAAAGCUAAGAGUUGUCAUUUCCAUUUUCUUAUUUCUUCCAUUGAACCAUACUUUUUCGUAGCUUCACAAACUUACAAGAUUAUUAUUGUCAAAAAUGUUUUUUCGAGGAGCGGCUACGGUACUAUGAUAUGAUUGAGAAGUUUCAUAACCAAUCCCAAAGUGCGUUGGAUUGGAAGUAACCAAUUAUAUCAAUUCAAGACGGAAUGGGGCGGAUCUUUCGUCAUCAGGAUUGGGGCGGCGGAAAAACGAUUUGACAGUUGUUAGGCUGCUAACCAGCCACCGAGAAGACGUCUUCCUGCAAAUAGUUUUGUUAAAUAGGUUGGCUUUGGUUUUGCUAUUUCAAUACCAUCAUGACAACCCUAGACGAAAAUAGUAAGGAAAAGUUGCGCUCUGUGUCUGUGGACCUGAACAAUGACGCCUCUCUUCUCAUUGACAUCCCCGAUGCACUCUGCGAAAGGGACAAGGUCAAGUUCACGGUCCAUACAAAGACCACACUUAGCUCUUUCCAGAAGCCAGAGUUCUCUGUGCCACGUCAGCAUGAAGACUUCAUCUGGCUGCAUGACACCCUGGUUGAAACCGAGGACUAUGCUGGCCUAAUAAUCCCCCCAGCUCCUCCUAAGCCUGACUUUGAGAGCCCAAGAGAGAAGAUGCAGAAACUGGGCGAAGGUGAAUCCACUAUGACCAAGGAGGAGUACACUAAAAUGAAACAGGAGCUGGAGGCCGAAUACCUGGCCGUAUUCAAGAAAACUGUCCAAGUGCAUGAGAUCUUCUUGCAAAGACUGUCCUCUCACCCCAUUCUAAGCAAAGACAGAAACUUCCAGAUUUUCUUAGAGUAUGACCAGGAUCUCAGCGUGAGGAGAAAGAAUGCCAAGGAAAUGUUUGGAGGAUUUUUCAAAAACAUGGUUAAGUCAGCUGAUGAGGUUCUCAUCUCAGGAGUAAAGGAAGUUGAUGACUUUUUCGAGCAGGAGAAGACAUUCUUGCUCGACUACUACAGCAAGAUAAAAGAUUCCACUGCGAAAGCAGAGAAGAUGACUCGCUCGCACAAAAAUAUUGCAGAUGAUUACAUCCACAUUUCUGCCACUUUGAAUGCAGUCUCUGCUGAAGAUGGCACUGGAAAUAAGAAGACCCUGGACAGACUGUCAGACUUGUUUGAGAAGUUGCGAAAAGUGGAGGGGAGAGUCGCUUCUGACCAGGAGCUGAAGCUGACCGAGCUGCUAAGAUACUACAUGAGGGACAUCCAGGCUGCUAAGGACCUUCUGUACAGAAGAGCCCGGGCAUUAGCCGACUAUGAGAACUCUAACAAGGCUUUGGACAAGGCUCGACUGAAAAGCAAAGACAUUCCCCAGGCAGAGGAACACCAACAGCACUGCCUGCAGAAAUUUGACAAGCUCUCAGAAUCUGGGAAGAAAGAACUCACCAGCUUCAAGGGCAGACGUGUCAUGGCCUUCAGGAAGAACCUCAUAGAAAUGGCUGAGCUGGAGAUUAAACAUGCCAAGAACAAUGUGACUUUAUUGCAAGGAUGCAUUGAGCUGCUCAAGAGCAACUGACCAGUUUACUGAUAUUUAUGUUUCACCAUCACAAAGUGACCAGUCAGCAAAUGGAAACCCGGCAUCAGGGGGGCUUUGCGUGUACAUGACUCCAAGCUCCGUGUCUGAAGCCACCUGCGUCUGAAACAACUUUAAACCCCACUGUAAGCCUAAAUAUCUGGUAGACAUAACGGCUCCCUGUCUACAGAGACCCUGUCACCUGACCUGCGGCCCAUCCUUUUUCUUUGGAAGUCUAUUCCAAUGUCAGUCUCUGGAGAACAAGACUUCCAGCAUGAAGGUCUUCCAUAUUUAUGCUGCAUUUAUGAAUGUGACAUGCCUCAAUUUCUCAUGUUUGGUAUACACUUGGUGCACAUCUUGCCUUUGUUUCAGAUUAUUUUUCUGGGUCAAAUGUUUGCCUCCUUUCUGGUUCUAGCUUACCCACAAAUACACUAUUUGACUUUUUCUAGACUUGGAUCAUUUUUUUGAGCAUCAACAAAUUCAAUCAAUUUUGUAUUUAGUAAAAAAAAGAAUUUGUUAUGGAUUAUAGAUGUUUUCUGUUUUUUUCUGCUGCAUUUGUGUGAUGUAAUCAGCAGCUCAUUCAUCCCAUCUAACUGCCUAUUUAUUUACUUUACAUGAAUUCACAUUACAUUAUUUUCUUUCUCCUUUGUGUUACUGAUGGUUUUUCACACAUUAUGCCACAUCCCAUAAACAGUUUGUUUAUAAAAAAAAAGAUGCACUAAGAAGAUUAUUGAUUUCCCUCUACAAUCACGACCAAGCUCAGUGGAGUGUUAAAAUGCAUUGUAGUUUUAUAAGUAAUUACAUUUAUUUCUUUAAAAAAAAAAUCCAACUGUGCAAAUUUCUUUUCAUGAAUCUUUUCUUACAGAACCUUUUAUAAAUUUGUAAUAAUGACAUUAAAUAGAUUCUACUUUCCUGA
Molecule: messenger RNA, 5542 nt
Organism: Menidia menidia (Atlantic silverside)
Lineage: Eukaryota; Metazoa; Chordata; Actinopteri; Atheriniformes; Atherinopsidae
Source: the annotation of a GenBank genome assembly